AUGGCUAGAGCUAAGACAGCACAAACUAUGGUCAAGUUGGUUUCCGCUGCCAAGACCGGUUACGAAAAGUGGUUUUCCAUUAACAGAUCAUCCCAAAAAUUAAAUUUGAUUUUGUAUGAUCCAAGAGCAAAGAGACAUUGUCUUUUCACAGAAGAUAAGAAGAGAAAGGUGCCAGAUAUUGUAGGCAAGGAUUACGCUAGAAGACAUAGAUAA
[Candida] anglica is the source of this 213-nucleotide messenger RNA. The record is from the annotation of a GenBank genome assembly. NCBI's taxonomy places the organism in Eukaryota, Fungi, Ascomycota, Pichiomycetes, Serinales, Debaryomycetaceae.